Molecule: messenger RNA, 537 nt
Organism: Ceratitis capitata (Mediterranean fruit fly)
Lineage: Eukaryota; Metazoa; Arthropoda; Insecta; Diptera; Tephritidae
Product: mitochondrial import inner membrane translocase subunit Tim10B
Exons: 3
Coding region: 91-429 (112 amino acids)
Cellular component (GO): mitochondrial intermembrane space chaperone complex
Source: RefSeq, a predicted model, not a curated record
CUUUCGCUUUUAAUCAAUGGCAAAUUAUUGUGAAUAGCUACACAGAAGCAGCUGAUUAAUGCAUAAAGAAAAAAAUUGUAAUAUUUUAUAAUGGAUCCGAAUUUACGAAAUCUUAAAGAUUUUCUAACACUCUACAAUAAGGUAACGGAACUUUGUUUCUCAAGAUGCGUAGAAACACUUUACGAACGGGAUUUAACUAAUUCUGAAAGUGCGUGUAUUGAUCGAUGUGUAACGAAAUUUGCGCGGUUUAAUCAGAAAAUGAUGAACGUUUACGUUGAAGUACAGUCUGAGAUAAAUCAAAGACGAAUGGAAGAGCUUGAGGCAAAUCAAAAGCAAUUAGAACAAGCAAAAUCAACAUCUGCGGCACCAACUCCUAGUAUAGCAAAUUUGUCGACAACGAAUAGAGGACAAACUCAAGUCCUAUCAUAGAAUAAAGUAUAUGUAAAUAGCCAAUAUAUAUUCAUAUCUACUUAAUUGUAUCUAUAGAUUUGUUAUAAGUAACCUACAUGGUAAUACAUAUAAGUAUGCCGACACGUA